Molecule: messenger RNA, 1416 nt
Organism: Exophiala aquamarina CBS 119918
Lineage: Eukaryota; Fungi; Ascomycota; Eurotiomycetes; Chaetothyriales; Herpotrichiellaceae
Exons: 2
Coding region: 1-1416 (471 amino acids)
Source: RefSeq, a predicted model, not a curated record
AUGGCACCUUCCACUCGAGCAGCUCGUGUCAGCAAGCGGCAAACACCACUCCGAGCCUUUACCAAGGUGUCUAAAGCAACAAGUCAAAGGAUAACCAAAGCCCUUGCAUGCGAAGCCUUUAUUAGCCCAAUUGUGGAGGUACUACCACCGACCAAGAACGAUGCAAAACGAAAGCGCUCCCUGGUCGGGCACGACAAUGAGACAGAAUCAGAAAAGCCAUUUCUAGAUGUGAAGACAAAGAAGGCAAAGAUUUCUCUGCCGAGUCCACCCUGUUCGCAGAGUGGUGAGGAAAUUUUAAUUGACACCGAGUUUUCGACCCCCAUUCACUUCGCUGAGCUAUCUCUCAGUGGAAAACCGACUAGUAACGCAUCACCUCCACAAGAACUUCCUUUGGUGUUACAAGACUUGAAGUCAUUGCACAAAUCAUUCCUCAAAGCCUUCACAAUCCAUGUCGCUCAUAAUGGCCCAUCCGCACCAGCAGAUUUGUGUUCACUGCUGAGCAUAGUCACCCGAAUAUGGAAAAAGCACGCAGCCUCACGAGAAGAUAUUCAACGCAUGCUGGCAAUAUAUGAGAUAGGCGCUAGCACUAAGGUCACAUCAAAGACGUUGAAAUUCAGGAACAGCCCCUUUAAACUCAACAUGGCUGGACUUGGAGAUAAUCUUCGAUACCACAUUGAGUUCUGUGGUACGCAACUUUCGAGUCAGUCGUCCUAUGAGGAGCAAAAGCUACAAGAGUUGUAUGAACAGCAACUACUGGAUGCUUUUAGCGCUCAAAAGGGCCAAAAAACCAGCUGGCUUUGUGACGAGAUUUCCCUGCUUCCACGCCUUGAAUUCCAGAUGGGAGUUCAGACUCAGCUUCGGAGAGAGAAAGCCUCGGUGGCUCGGAAGCACAUACUGGGAAUUGCACCAGCCAACCAACGUCUAGCAAAGCCACAACCUUCCGUUCGAGAAACAGACCAAGCUCGCAGUGAAGAGAAUACUCAUUCUCAGGCACUAAAAGCUCGCACACUUUCCUUGUUUGACAGGGUCAGAGCCAAACAAUUGGCCAAUUCCAUCGCCAGUGGGCCAACGCCAGAAUCUAUCUUACGUUCCAGAGCCAUUGGCCGUAUCGAUGACGUGGUUGAUAUCCUGCGAAUGAAACAACAACAAAAGCUGGGAUCUACUCUAGGAUCAUCGCUUGCUAGUCCUGGCAAGGCUCGGAGCAGGGUGUCGUUUGGUAUGAAUCAAGUCAUUCAUGAUAUCAAGAGCAGCUUGUCUGUUCCGAUCGCCGAUGAAGAGAUUCGAAUGAGUAUCAAUAUUCUUGCCAACGAUGUCGCAGGGGGCUGGUUGACGACUUUCAACAUGGGAAGUGUACAGACUGUCAUCCUUAAUGGGUCAGGAAUGAGUGGGUUUGAGAUUAAGCGAAGGUUGUUGUGA